This is a messenger RNA of Lingula anatina, 1707 nucleotides long. RefSeq lists its product as uncharacterized. NCBI's taxonomy places the organism in Eukaryota, Metazoa, Brachiopoda, Lingulata, Lingulida, Lingulidae. The record is from RefSeq and is a predicted model, not a curated record.
AAUAUGGCAACUUCCACAAGACCGCGACGCGCUGCAAGCACCAAACGUUCUGUCAGCCCUGGGUCAGCAACCCCAAGCACGAGAAAGAAACGACCAGGAACGAAUUAUCAAAAACCAAGGGGAAGAGACACGGAGACUAUCGGAAGAGAGGCGGCGGUUAUGGAAGGCGGCAGUAAAUAGAAAGGACAUCAGAUCGGAGGAGAAGUGGGAUCGAACCACGCUUUGCGCUAAACACUUUGUAGAUGGAGAAAAAGCAUAUCUGCACGAUAGAUUAAAUCCUUCCUGGCUACCAACACUUAACCUGGGCUACACAGCAUGUACUGUCCCAGAAUCUGCCAUGAGACGAUACGAGCGUGCCGUUCAGCGCAAGGAAAGGAAGGAAUUAUCAGAUGCAGCUCCAUCACUGUCAAGCCCAAAGAAACCUAGACUUGCUUCGAAAUCUGGAACACUUGCAGAGAACAGCCACAUCAAUGGCAUUAAUAGUUUAGAUCCCUCACUUAUUGCAGAAGUUGAAGUUAAAGUGGAACCGCAAGGUGCAAAUUUAGAAGUACACAAUUGUACAAGUAAUACCAAAGAGACGCAGACUGAAUUAACCGCAAAAGACAUUGAGAAUAUUGAAAAUGAUAACAGAGCUAGAGUGGCAGAAGCAGGCAGCAAACCACCUUUCGGACGGCAUGGUUUAUACAGUUUUGAGGCAUACGAGAAUAAUCCUGAUAAAAUUUCUUUUUACACAGGCUUGCCUAGUUUCGAAACCUUGAAACUUGUUUUUGACUAUGUAGAAGCGCACAUGACUGAAACAAGAAGUCUGACAAAGGAAGCCCAAUUCAUGUUAUGCCUUAUAAAACUAAAAAUGAAUUACACCAUCCAAGACAUUGCAUAUCAGUUAGACGUGUCACAUGUUACAGUCUACAGACAUUUCUAUUCCACUCUCAAUCUCCUACACCAAAGGCUGAGUUUCAUAGUGAAGUGGCCAGAUAGGGAAACACUGACAGCUUCAAUGCCAGCGACUUUCAAGGAAGACUUUGGGGAUAAGGUUCUCUUUGUUUUUGAUAGCUUUGAGCUCAGUGUGGAGAAACCUAAUGCCCAUAUAAGCAAGGUGUGUGGCUUUUCAAGUAACACAUGUCCAGAUACAGUAAAGUACCUGAUAGGGAUAUCGCCCCAAGGCACAGUUACUUGCGUUUCUGAGAGUUGUAACUUUGAAACCUCAGAUAGACAAAUUGCUGAAGAAUCGGGAAUGCUUGAUAAUUUCCAACCAGGCGACUUUGUUAUGAUCGACAAGAGGUUUUCUACUGAUACAGCCGAAUCUUUUAAUUUGUACCAAGCAGAAUUGGCAGGUACUACAUCGGGAAAAAUACAGUUAUGCCCUCUGGAUGUGAAAAAGAAGCGUAAAAUUGCUGGUUUGAAAAUUCGCACAGGGCGUCUCAUUGGACUUAUUUGUAGCAAAUUCAAAAUAUUUGACAAUAUUCCUGCAGAGUAUUUAAAAGUGAGAAGUGGAGAGAGUGAGCCUAACAUUGACAAGAUUUUGAAAAUCUGUUGUUGCCUUACAAAUUUGUGCCCUUCUGCAGUUUCCUAUGACUGAAAAAAAGGCAAAUUCAUUAGACCAUGCUUGCAAAACAUAAUUGAAAAAAUGUCUGCUAUUUCUUUAUUAUUAUUAUAAUUUUUUUAAAUAAUGUGAUGAAUAAAUACUGAUGAAUAAAUACUACCAUU